This is a messenger RNA of Dicrocoelium dendriticum, 1323 nucleotides long. The record is from the annotation of a GenBank genome assembly. NCBI's taxonomy places the organism in Eukaryota, Metazoa, Platyhelminthes, Trematoda, Plagiorchiida, Dicrocoeliidae.
AUGCUUAUACUGGGUUUUGUCUGUGUUUGCAAUUGUCCUCAGCUUUUUCCUCUAACCGUCUCAAGCUGUGGUCGGAACUGCAGUAUACUCGUUCGUCCAUUACCGCCUACCGGACUGUGGUCUGGUCGUUAUCGCAUUUUUCGAGCACUUGGUAUCGUUUCCGCACUUACUGGCUCUGGUUUGUUGAGUUAUCGGCUCUUUGUCUCAACUCCGAACUAUCAUGGACCAGAGACAGAUAUGCGCGGCAAAACUGUCAUAGUCACAGAAGCGACCACUCGGUUCAGCCGUGAUCUGCUCCAGGGCUUAGCAAAACGAGGUGCUCAGAUCGUCCUCUGCUCACGCGAUCUGGAUGCAUGCGAUUACACAAGGGACAAACUUCUCAGAGCCACCCGGGUCAGCGCAAGUCGUGUGGAUUGCCGCGCUUUGAACUUUGGCAGUUGUGUCUCGGUUCGGCGAUUCGCAGCCGCCGUGCUUUCCGACUAUCAAAAAAUCGACAGCAUUGUCGUCCAGUCGCCAAGUUGUGUGACCAGCAUUAUAGCUGGGAAACGCCGUCCCACCAUCGAUGGAUUUGAACAUCAACUCGGAACCAACUACUUCGGCCUCUACUUGCUUACUCGGUUGCUGUGGAAGCGGUUGAGUGAGAGCGGUGGUCGUCUUAUUGUGGUCGCUGACACAGACGCUGCUGCAGAGGCGGCCGCCGAGGCGUCUUGCCUACCAAACAGCUCUCAGAUUGCUCUUCCUAUUGAUGAUUUGAACUACGAGAAUGCGGAUGAUUAUGUGCCAAAGAAGGCUUAUCAGCGAUCCCAGUGGUUUCUGACAUUAUUUGCAGAGCGGGCGGAUUCGGUGAAACUGUUGGCAGCUCUCACUGGACGUAGCCUAUCUAAGGUGAAACAGUACUCGUCUGGUCGUCGCCGACGGUUGCUGAUUGCGCUCAUCCACGAAGCAAAAGCAGCGAACCAUGUCAUAUUGAGGUUGAAUAACGAAAUGCACGGAGAAUGGACAGAGUUGAAAGAUCAACGGAUCAACCUCAGCAUUCAACUACAACAUUUGGGUCUCCAGCCCCCCACCUGAACGCGUCAUCCUGCGCUCGUCGCGCAAAUCACUUCAGCGCCAGCUGCACCGCAUUAUACAAUCUGUGUUUAUUUUUGAUUUUAUCUAUGCUUCAUAGCCAAACGCCAUAUCAUGCAUGUACAACCGUGUGGACCAAAGCGAAGUUCUCACUUGUGAACAGCUUCUUCCCGACCAGUGUGCUUUCUUCGGGUGUUGGCUCCAGCAUAUCAUUCAGAGCUACUUAUAUGUAUCUUAAUAAAAUUACAAUUACAU